Molecule: messenger RNA, 5319 nt
Organism: Sphenostylis stenocarpa
Lineage: Eukaryota; Viridiplantae; Streptophyta; Magnoliopsida; Fabales; Fabaceae
Source: the annotation of a GenBank genome assembly
AUGAGUUUAAGACAGCGUCCCGUCGCCGCGCGCGGUGGUGCCGGUAACCGUCCGCAGCCGUUUAACUCCGUCUACAAUAUUAUCCCGGUGCACGACCUCAUGACGGACCACCCUUCGCUCCGGUAUCCGGAAGUGCGCGCGGCUGCGGCGGCGCUCCGCGCCGUCGGCGACCUCCCGAAGCAUCAGUUCAUGCGAUGGGAGCCGGAUAUGGACCUUCUGGACUGGCUCCGGUUGCUGUUCGGGUUCCAAAUCGACAACGCACGGAACCAGAGGGAGCACCUGGUUCUCCACCUCGCGAACUCGCAGAUGCGCCUCGAGCCGGCUCCGGCAAUCGUCGACGCGCUCGACGCCGGCGUGCUGCGGCGGUUCCGGCGGAAGCUCCUCCACAACUACAGCGCGUGGUGCUCGUUCCUCGGCCUAAAGUCGAACGUGCUGCUCUCGCGCCGCCGCGACCCGACCGAUCUCCGCCGCGAGUUGGUGUACGUUGCGCUAUACCUUCUGGUUUGGGGAGAGGCCGGUAACCUUCGUUUCACUCCAGAGUGCAUAUGUUAUAUUUACCAUUUCAUGGCGAAGGAGCUUAACCAUGUUAUUGAUGAACACAUUGAUCCUGAUACUGGUCGUCCUUUUAUGCCUACCGUUUCUGGUGAACUAGGGUUUUUGAUGUCUGUGAUUUUGCCAAUUUAUAAUACUAUUAAGGUUGAGGUUGAUAGUAGCAGAAAUGGAAAGGCUCCGCACUCUGCUUGGAGAAAUUAUGAUGACGUUAAUGAGUAUUUUUGGAGUAGGAGGUGUUUGAAGAGGCUGGGGUGGCCUUUGAAUUUGGGGUGUAAUUUCUUCGGGACUACUCCGAAGGAAAAGCGCGUAGGGAAGACUGGUUUUGUGGAGCAGAGGUCGUUUUGGAAUGUUUACAAGAGUUUUGAUAGGCUGUGGGUGAUGCUGAUUUUGUUUUUCCAGGCUGCGGUUAUUGUUUCUUGGGAGGGUACCACUUAUCCGUGGCAGGCCUUGGAGAGAAGGGAUGUGCAGGUAAAGAUGUUGACUGUGUUUAUCACUUGGAGUGCACUGAGGUUGCUUCAAUCUGUGCUUGAUGCUGGGACUCAGUAUAGCUUGGUUACUCGAGAGACCACUUGGCUUGGAGUGAGGAUGGCCCUGAAGAGCAUGGUUGCCAUAACGUGGACUGUUUUGUUUUCUGUCUUUUAUGGAAUGAUUUGGAUUGAGAAGGGUUCUAGUUCAAUAUGGUCUGAUGCAGCCAAUCAGAGGAUUAUUACAUUUCUUAAAGUUGUCCUUUUCUUUCUUAUCCCGGAGUUGUUGGCGUUGGUGCUCUUUGUGGUGCCAUGGUUGCGGAACGCCAUUGAGGAAUCAGACUGGAGCAUAAUAUAUUUAUUGACGUGGUGGUUUCAUACUCGGAUUUUUGUGGGCCGGGGUGUGAGACAGUCGCUUAUAGAUAACGUAAAGUAUACUGUAUUCUGGGUAGCAGUAUUAGCUUCGAAGUUUUCAUUCAGUUAUUUUGUUCAGAUCAAGCCUCUAGUUGCUCCGACAAAGGCUCUUUUGACUCUUAGGGACAUUCCUUCUAAAUGGCAUGAGUUUUUCAGUAACACCAACAGGGUGGCAGUUGUCUUGCUAUGGUUGCCUGUUGUGCUUGUCUACUUCAUGGAUUUGCAAAUAUGGUAUUCAAUUUUCUCUGCAUUUUAUGGUGCGAUAAUUGGUCUGUUCUCGCAUUUGGGUGAAAUUCGGAAUGUGACUCAACUCAGACUUAGAUUUCAGUUCUUUGCUAGUGCCAUGAAGUUCAAUCUGAUGCCGGAGGAGAAGCUGCUAAGUCCGCAAGCUACACUUCUAAAGAAGCUUCGCGAUGCCAUGCAUAGGUUGAAACUGCGAUACGGACUUGGUCAGCCCUUCAAAAGGAUUGAAUCAAGCCAAGUGACCAGAUUUGCCUUAAUAUGGAAUGAGAUUAUGAUAACUUUUAGGGAGGAAGAUAUCAUCAGUGAUCUAGAACUCAAGCUCUUGAUACUGCCGCCAAAUUGCUGGAAUAUUAGGGUUAUUCGAUGGCCAUGUUCCCUUCUCUGUAAUGAGCUACUGCUUGCUGUCAGUCAGGCUAAAGAGCUGGAAAAUGAGUCUGACUCUUCACUUUGGUUGAAAAUACGCAAGAAUGAGUAUCGUAGGUGUGCUGUCAUUGAAUCUUAUGACAGUGUUAAAUAUUUGUUUCCCAUGGUUCUUAAACCUGAAAAAGAAGAGUAUUCCAUUGUGACUAAUAUAUUCAAAGUCAUAGACAACUACAUUCUGAUGGGUAAGUUAACAGAAGCAUUCAAGAUGUCUCGGCUACCUCAGAUACAUGCUAAGGUGAGUGAAUUUGUUCAGCUUUUGAUACAACCAGAGAGAGACAUGAAUAAGGCUGUAAAUUUAUUGCAAGCUUUGUAUGAACUGUUUGUUCGAGAAUUCCCAAAGGUAAAGAAGACCAUCACCCAGCUACAUCAGGAUGGUUUGGCACGACAAAGUUCCACAACUGAUGAAGGACUGCUCUUUGAAAAUGCUAUUAAGUUUCCUGAUGCUGGAGAUGCAGUAUUUUCUGAGCAGCUCAGACGAUUGCAUACGAUUCUUACUUCAAGAGACUCAAUGCACAAUGUCCCAUUGAAUCUUGAGGCACGACGACGAAUUGCUUUCUUUACCAAUUCUUUGUUUAUGAACAUGCCCCGGGCUCCUUAUGUUGAAAAAAUGAUGGCUUUCAGUGUUUUGACUCCAUAUUAUGAUGAGGAAGUAUUGUAUAGCAAAGAGUCUCUACGAAAGGAGAAUGAGGAUGGUAUUACUACUUUGUUUUAUCUGCAGAAGAUUUAUGAAGAUGAAUGGAAAAAUUUUAUGGAAAGGAUGCGUAGAGAAGGUUUGAAAGAUGAGGAUGAUAUCUGGAGUACAGAAAAGGUCAGGGAUCUCCGCCUUUGGGUAUCUAAUAGAGGUCAAACUUUGUCCCGUACAGUUAGGGGGAUGAUGUACUAUUAUAGGGCCCUUAAGAUGCUCGCCUUCCUGGAUUCAGCAUCUGAAAUGGACGUGAGGCAGGAACCAGAACAUAUUGUUUCACUUGGUUCAAUAAAUGAAAACAGCAGCUUAAAUGGCCUAUCCUCAAAUGGGCCGUCAUCAUUACAGACAAAUCUCAGGCUGGCAGAUAGCAGUGUGUCCACGUUAUUCAAGGGACAUGAAUAUGGGAGUGCACUGAUGAAGUUCUCGUAUGUGGUUGCAUGCCAGAUGUAUGGGCGCCAGAAGGCAGACAAGAAUCCACGUGCUGAUGAGAUAUUGUAUUUGAUGCAACAGAAUGAGGCCCUUCGAGUGGCAUAUGUUGAUGAGGUUUCUUUAGGGAGGGAGGGGACUGAAUAUUACUCUGUUCUUGUGAAGUAUGAUCAGCAGUUGCAGAGGGAGGUUGAGAUUUAUCGCAUCCGGUUGCCUGGUCCUUUAAAACUUGGAGAAGGGAAACCAGAAAAUCAGAAUCAUGCCAUAAUCUUUACACGAGGUGAUGCAGUUCAGACCAUUGAUAUGAAUCAAGACAAUUAUUUUGAGGAAGCUCUCAAAAUGCGGAAUCUGCUGGAGGAGUUCAAUGCGAACUAUGGUGUUAGCAGACCAACCAUUUUAGGGGUCCGGGAAAAUAUCUUCACAGGAUCAGUUUCCUCACUUGCAUGGUUCAUGUCAGCUCAAGAGACAAUCUUUGUGACACUAGGUCAGCGUGUUCUGGCAAACCCUUUGAAAGUACGAAUGCACUAUGGUCAUCCAGAUGUGUUUGAUCGAUUCUGGUUCUUGGGUCGGGGAGGAGUUAGCAAGGCCUCUAGAGUGAUCAAUAUCAGUGAAGAUAUUUUUGCUGGUUUCAAUUGUACCCUUAGGUGUGGCAAUGUGACACAUCACGAAUAUAUACAGGUAGGCAAAGGAAGAGAUGUAGGUUUGAAUCAGAUAUCCAUGUUUGAGGCCAAGAUUGCUAGUGGGAACGGUGAGCAGGUCCUGAGCAGAGAUGUGUACCGUCUUGGCCAUAGAUUAGACUUCUUCCGCAUGCUUUCAGUGUUCUAUACGACCAUAGGAUUUUAUUUUAACUCGAUGGUUAUUGUACUGAUGGUUUAUGCCUUCCUUUGGGGUCGCCUUUAUAUGGCUCUCAGUGGAAUUGAAGGUGCAGCCUCGGAUAAUGCUACCAACAAUAAAGCCCUUGGUGCAGUCUUAAAUCAGCAGUUUGCGAUCCAGGUUGGUAUUUUCACUGCACUUCCAAUGAUUGUUGAAAACUCUCUCGAGCAUGGGUUCCUUCCAGCUGUUUGGGACUACUUGACGAUGCAGUUGCAGCUUGCAUCACUAUUUUACACAUUCUCUUUGGGAACUCGCACACAUUUCUUUGGUCGGACUAUACUUCAUGGUGGUGCUAAGUACCGGGCAACAGGUCGAGGUUUCGUUGUGUCACACAAAAGCUUUUCUGAGAACUAUAGACUAUAUGCUCGAAGCCAUUUUGUGAAGGGUAUUGAACUUGGGAUUAUUUUAAUCGUGUAUGCUGCUCAUAGUCCCUUGGCUAAGAAUACUUUUGUGUACAUAGCUAUGACAAUCUCAAGUUGGUUUCUUGUCGUUUCAUGGAUAAUGUCUCCUUUUGUCUUUAACCCCUCUGGGUUUGAUUGGUUGAAAACUGUAUAUGAUUAUGAAGAUUUUAUGAAUUGGAUAUGGUAUCCUGGUGGGCCCUUCAAAAAGGCAGAAUAUAGCUGGGAAACAUGGUGGUACGAGGAGCAAGACCAUUUAAAAACAACAGGUAUAUGGGGAAAACUGUUGGAAAUCAUUUUAGACCUUCGAUUCUUCUUCUUUCAGUAUGGUAUUGUUUAUCAGCUAGGUAUUGCUGGUGGAAAUACUAGUAUAGCAGUUUACUUGUUGUCUUGGAUAGUCAUGGUUGUGAUUGUUGCCAUUUAUAUCACCAUUGCAUAUGCCCAGGAUAAAUAUGCUACAAAGGAGCACAUAUAUUAUCGAUCAGUCCAGCUUCUUGUGAUUAUAGUCACAGUUCUUGUAGUUUUUCUCCUACUGGAGUUCGCCCAUUUAAAAUUUGUUGAUCUCCUAUCAAGCUUGUUGGCAUUUGUUCCAACUGGAUGGGGAAUGAUUUUGAUAGCCCAGGUGCUUAGGCCAUUUCUGCAGACAACUAAAGUGUGGGAGACUGUUGUUUCCUUGGCUCGUCUAUAUGACUUGCUGUUUGGUAUAAUUGUUAUGGCUCCAAUGGCAAUACUAUCAUGGUUACCUGGAUUUCAAUCAAUGCAAACUAGAAUUCUCUUUAAUGAAGCUUUCAGCAGGGGUCUCCAGAUAUCUCGAAUAGUUAGUGGCAAGAAGUCUGUUUAA